Molecule: messenger RNA, 3690 nt
Organism: Dama dama (fallow deer)
Lineage: Eukaryota; Metazoa; Chordata; Mammalia; Artiodactyla; Cervidae
Gene: IGFBP4
Product: insulin like growth factor binding protein 4
Exons: 4
Coding region: 248-1024 (258 amino acids)
Biological process (GO): regulation of insulin-like growth factor receptor signaling pathway
Cellular component (GO): extracellular region
Molecular function (GO): insulin-like growth factor II binding; insulin-like growth factor I binding
Source: RefSeq, a predicted model, not a curated record
GGCAGCCGCUCAGCCCCCUGCCCCCCCACCGCCCGCCGCCUGGGCCGGGCCGAGGAUGCGGCGCAGCGCCUCGGCGGCCAGGCUCUCUCCCCUCCGGCCAGCUUGCUAACUUCCUCGGCUCCGUCCUUGUCCUCCAGCGAGGGCCACCGCGUGUCCCCGCGUCCUCCGGGUCGGGUCCUCCAGGCGCGCCGGGCGCUUGCCCCUGUGUGUCCCCCGCUGCCAGCCCGCGCCCCGUCCCCGUCCGGUCAUGCUGUCCCUCUGCCUCGUGGCCGCGCUGCUGCUGGCCGCCGGGCCCGGGCCGAGCCUGGGCGACGAAGCCAUCCACUGCCCGCCCUGCUCCGAGGAGAAGCUGGCGCGCUGCCGCCCCCCCGUGGGCUGCGAGGAGCUGGUGCGAGAGCCGGGCUGCGGCUGUUGCGCCACUUGCGCCCUGGGCAAGGGGAUGCCCUGUGGGGUGUACACCCCCCGCUGCGGCUCCGGCCUGCGCUGCUACCCGCCCCGGGGCGUCGAGAAGCCCCUGCACACGUUGGUGCACGGACAAGGCGUGUGCAUGGAGCUGGCAGAGAUCGAGGCCAUCCAGGAAAGCCUGCAGCCCUCUGACAAGGACGAGGGUGACCACCCCAACAACAGCUUCAGCCCCUGCAGCGCCCACGACCGCAAGUGCCUGCAGAAGCACUUAGCCAAAAUUCGAGACCGGAGCACCAGUGGGGGCAAGAUGAAGGUCAUCGGGGUGCCCCGAGAGGAAGCCCGGCCUGUGCCCCAGGGCUCCUGCCAGAGUGAGCUGCACCGGGCGCUGGAGCGGCUGGCCGCCUCACAGAGCCGCACCCACGAAGACCUUUACAUCAUUCCCAUCCCCAACUGCGACCGCAACGGCAACUUCCACCCCAAGCAGUGCCACCCAGCCCUGGAUGGGCAGCGCGGCAAGUGCUGGUGUGUGGACCGGAAGACGGGAGUGAAGCUUCCGGGGGGCCUGGAGCCGAAGGGGGAGCUGGACUGCCACCAGCUGGCUGACAGCUUCCGAGAGUGAGCCUGUCAGCAGGCAGGGGGCUCAGUGCCCCCUGCUGCCCCCUCCCCUGGAGGCUGCAGAGCUGACCUGGAGCCUAGGUCUGAGUCUUGGCUUUGCCUCUGGCGUAGAAGUUUCCUUCGGGGUGUGUUUGUGUGUAUGUGUGUGUGCGUGUGUGCUGAUGAGCAUGGGUGUGUGCUUGGGGUGAGCCGAAGCCUAGGGGUGUCCUCUAUGGGCUUAGAUAACCCAAGAGAGCCCUGGUAUGUUUCCAAAUUGAUCCUGGAUUCAUUCAUCCAUUCAGCCCUUCAGCCCUUCAGCCAUCUAUAAACACUUGUUGACCACAUACUACAUGCCAGCUCUAGUUUGCAGCCCUGGGGACUCAUCUUGACUCCCUCUGAUGUAGAUAUGUGGGGCCACCUCCUGCAAGGUGAGCCCAAGUCUGUGGGAGAAGAGAAGUCCCAGUUCCAUAAUCAGGGGAGGAAAGUAGACAUGUAGCUUGACCAUUGUCCCUCCUCUCAGUCUAGUCAGGAGGUCUAGUCCCUAGCAUAGGGAAGGUGAGGGGUAGCAGGAGACCCACUGAGACCCAAUCCCAAAACUGAAACUUGCCAGGCUCCCAUUUACUCCUCCCCAGGUCCUUUCAGGGGGAAGGACCUGCAGGGGCAAGCCCACCUUGGCUUGAUGCCUGGCAACUGAGACCCUGCUCUGGGGAAGGGAAGAGGUCAGAGGAAGCCCUGCAGAGGGCUGGGGAGGUGAGGCCCAUCUCUGAGCAAUCAGAGUAGGAGGAAAGAAUGUAUGUGCCUGAUGGAGAAAGGGAUCGCCUUGCUGGGAGGUGAGGGACUUGUCUGGGGUCCUCCUUCCUCCUCCGUUUGUGGUCACGGACAGGAAGUCACAGGAUGACGGCAUCCUUCAGUGGCUCACUGUCUGUGGCUCUGCCUUCCUCCCCACAUCUCCUUCCCUGGAUUUUCCUCCCUUAUAUUUCACUACCCCUGGGCAUUUUCUGACUCAACUGGAUGGGCAGAGACUUAGGAACCUACCAGUUGGCCAUGAUGUCUUGUCUUUUUUUUUUUUUUUUUUAACAAAACAGAACAAAACCAAAAAAACCCUAGACAAUGGUGUUUGGUUGAUUUAUUUACAACUAAGAGACUGAGAAUUACUAGGGAUGGGAGAGCUGUCUUAGAUGGUCAAAGGACUGCAAAAGGUCAGCCAGUUCACCCUCCUCUUCCCUGUAGCCUCUUCCUGGGAGGCCGCUCUGUCCCCAAAGUCUGUGCUGCCUGUGUACAGACUCCUGGUGGGUCAGUAAUGGCUUCGGAAGGGAGGGAGCGAGCAGGGACAGCCUUGCUGGGCCAAAGCUAUUUCUGAGAUCAGCUGGUGAGUGAAGCGGGGGCAUUUUCUAGGGCAUCAGGCAGAUUGGGUUUGUGUCUGGAUUUGAUUUAUCAAUUUAGUGGGGGGAGGGACUGCCCUGAAGCUGGGGAAAGGGGUAAGCUCUCCAAUUCAUUCCACAGCUCUGACCGCCUGGAUUCUGGACUGGGGGCUGCACUGAGGUUUGAUUCUGAGGGUUUGGGAGUGCGGUUGGUUAUCUUUAAUCUCACUGUCCUGGGCUCACCGGGCUGUGGGCUCUCAGUGCCAGCCCUAGAAUGUGUGUCCACGUGGUACCGCUGGAUUCCUGGUUAUCUCCCAGUGCUUCUCACCCCUCACUUCUAUGGAGUGUGUGUGUGUACAUGUAUUUGAUCUCUUGAGGUGCUCCCAGGCUUCUCGAUUUCACUGGCCCCGAUGCACUGGCACCUGUGCUGUCUGAAUCUUGAGGCUGGGGCUGCGAUCCUCAUCUCUCUGGCUCUGCCUCGGUGGCGGCAUCCCACAGCCACCUAGUUUUCCCGAGGCACCACAGGCUGCUGCCUGCAGCAGGAGAUAAAGAACAAAGCAACGCUCCUUCAGCCAGGGGGCUGCUCUUCAUAGAACCCCCUACUUCUGGGGCCGAGGCCAAGGCAUACAGGGGGAGGAGGCGAGUGUGGGCUGACAGCGAAGUUUUAGGUCCCUAAGCCAAAUGGAGGGAGAGUAUCUCUUUCCCUAAGGCAUUUCUUUAAAUUCCCCUUUGUCGCCAAUCCCUCUUCCCAGUGCCCUACCCUUGUGUCCUUGGAGUAGGAGGUAAGAGGUCCUUUUCCUUUCAUGGGCCUCCCAGAGAAGUGCUGGGUCUCCUUGGGAGGUGGCUGCACGUGUGGCCUGGGAUGUACCUUUGUGAUAUAAGUGUAUUUAUAACGUGUGUGUGUGCGUGCAUGUGUGUGCAUAUGGCAAAGUGAUACCCAAAGUGUGAGUGACAGUGUAGGCUUUUACAGGGUAAGUGUAUCCAGGCACCGUGUGUAUAGAUGUGGUGCACACUUGUGUGGUGUGUCUGCAGGCUCUGUGAGUCUCAGUAUGAAUGUGUGUGAUGCCAAGAGACAGAGUGAAAUUCACAGUGUAUGUGUGUACUUCCCUCCCCCACUCAUUAGUUGUCAUCAAUGCAGGGCUUGUGGUGGUGGGGUGGGGGUGGGGGCCACUGUCUAGCUCCAGAGAACAGAGGAUGUGUACUUUGGGAGCAGGAAUCCCACAGCUCACAGAUUCCCCACUCCCACCCCCAGUUCCUGCCCCCACGAUCUGGGAGCCAAGUGCUAGUUGUCAAAAAAGAAGGAAAUAAAAGCAACUGCAUGUCAAUGUGA